Pelobates cultripes (western spadefoot toad) is the source of this 632-nucleotide messenger RNA. NCBI's taxonomy places the organism in Eukaryota, Metazoa, Chordata, Amphibia, Anura, Pelobatidae. The record is from the annotation of a GenBank genome assembly.
AUGUCGGUACCUAAAGUCGCAGUGUUACGGACUGAAGUGAACCGAAAAAACCUAUACGCCCCACCAAUGCCAACCACAACCAAGCGGUACAUGAGGGGCGAGAAAAAGGGAAGAACCAUUUAAACAAAUGGUGACGUUGAACACCGCCUAAAGGUGGGACCGCUACCAAAGUAAAACAAGGUAUAAUGAAAGAAAAACAAGGUAUAAUAACGGAAAUAAAUCCAGAAUCAGUGAAUGGGCAAAAGCCGACAGAACCCACCACAGGAGCAUGACAAAAAUGCGUGUACCCCCUGGGGAGAUGAAUACCCGUCCUCAGGAAUCGUAAAAGGAAUUCUAAGCAGAGCGAGGCCCGCCGACAACAGUCGUACGCGCUACCUAAUCUAAUUAAUAUGGCAGUCCCCGGAAAUAAAAGUGACCGAACAAUACCCGAACCCUGUAAAAGCAGUAGCAAAAUUAGGAGAUCCGUACCAGACCCAACUACGUCAGGUUCGCCAUGCAGACCAAAGUCUCACAAUCCCCGAGAUCAAAUGAGCAAGGGUCCAGGGAAUCCAGGAACUAGGUUCGACUCUGCCAAAGCGGAGAUCAUAAUUCCAAAGUACCAGCAGACCGAGGCACCUGAAGAAAGGUCCUGA